Messenger RNA from Melampsora larici-populina 98AG31, 507 nucleotides. RefSeq lists its product as uncharacterized. The coding region runs from base 1 to 507 and encodes 168 amino acids. The transcript is spliced from 2 exons. Lineage: Eukaryota; Fungi; Basidiomycota; Pucciniomycetes; Pucciniales; Melampsoraceae. The record is from RefSeq and is a predicted model, not a curated record.
AUGACCAUUGAAGUUCCUAUCCCAUGUUCAAGAUGUUACGAAACUGAUCAAGAGUGCACCUGGGAAGACCUGAAAAAUGACAAGUUGAACACAAAGCGAUUAAGAGCUUGUGAUCACUGUCGGAGUACCAAGAGAUCAUGCGACGGAGUUCGACCAGAUUGGGCUACUGCCCUUUCAUUCGAAGAGAAGCACAAAUACUCUCACUUUGAGCCUUAUUCUUACGAUACGAAGCCCUCGGACUCCUCACUCGCCUCACCCCCCAUCUCAUCCAACUCAUCCACCUCGGUCUUUCCAACAUCAUCAUCUUUGCCCUCCAAAUUAGCCUCAACCCCUUCAUCAAAACCAGCUUUGCCCUUAUUCGAAUCACCUGGAAAACUAUCCACUCCCAAUUCAUGCCAAAUUAUGAGUGGUGGAAUGAGAAUCACCGUCGACUCGAUUACCGACUCAUGCCAAAUCGAAGCUGCGGGAACUAACUUCAAGAUUGAAGUAAUCGAACAAUCUCCCUGA